UCUUUGAAAAAGGCUUGUUAACUUAGGAAAGAAGCAGUGUUUAGAAAGCCUUGGGUGUUUCUUUAAUCUUCUUGGUACUGCUAUUUGUGAUUAUAGACAAAAUAAUUAUAUUACUCUCCGCUUUACUUUCUUUCUUGACUUUAAUUGGAAAAUAAUAACUUCUCUUGAAGAUUGGGUUGUGGAGGAAAGAAAUAGUAUAAAUUGACAAAGAAUUUUAUGAAAAGUGCUUUACAAAUGUUUGAUAUUAUGGUACCUGUUUAUAGGUACAUUGUUCUACAGUAGAGAUAAAUAUAAGCUACCUGGCCUGGCUAACAGGAGGUUCAGAAAGGCCUUUGUUCAAACUCAUUCUUUUUUAUACAUUUAUUUACUUAUUUUGUUUGUGUGAGAAGAAGUUUUACUAUGUUGCCCAGGCUGGCCUCAAACUCAUGGUCUUAAGUGAUCCUCCUGCUUCUUGAAUAUUUGGAACUAUAGGCAUGCACUAUUGCACAUAACUUAUUAAACCACUUCCAGUUGUAACCUGGGCUAAAGUGAGAUCAUAAGUAUAAUGUAUGUACCAGAACACUGAUAUUACAUCGUAUGCCAUAUAAAGGAUAAUUUCCUAUUUUUCAUUCCCUUUUCUAAUAGAGAAAAGAUGGAACUCUUAAGCCAAAUAUUUAUGUUAACUAUUAGCUUAAAGCUCAUCUUUCCAAAUUUUCUGAUUACUUUCAGAAGAAAAACUAAAUUUAGGUCACUCUCACUUUUCUCCUUCUCUCAUGAUGAAAUGGCCAUAGAAGGAAUGGAAUAGAAGGAAGAACCAGGAAUUGUAAACUGGGAGAGUAGCUCAGUAGUGGAGCACUUGCCUAGAAUGCUAGAAUUCCUGGGUUCUAACCCUAUCACUGGAAAAAAAAAAUCAUAAAAGUAGUUAACGGUAUAGUUGAGCUUAAACUUUAAAUCAUUGUCUUUAUUUCUUGGUUAAAAUAUUUAAGGUAAAUAGCGAGUUCUAAACCUGAAACUCUUGAUCCUAGGGUCUUCUGUUUUUCGUUUCCUAGCAGCCAAUCAACUUUAAAACAUGAAGGGAUAAAAACCAGGAAAUAAUCAUAAAGCAUUCCUUGGAGAGAGUUUCCAAACAUGAAUAAAAAAUCAAAACUAACGAGCCCCCUUCACUGAGCUCAGGAGAUGUUUCACAAAGCAGAAGAAUUCUUAUCCAAAACGACGGAUAGUGAAAUGGAUGACAUGGACACAUCAGAUACCCAGUGGGGCUGGUUUUACCUGGCAGAAUGUGGGAAGUGGCAUAUGUUUCAGAUACCAAUAUUCAAUGUUCAGUUAGUAGUGAAGAUAUCGAAAAGAGCUUCAGAACAAACCCUUGUGGCUCCAUUUCUUUUACUACUUCCAAAUUCAGCUACAAGAUAGACUUCGCAGAAAUGAAGCAAAUGAAUCUCACCACUGGAAAGCAGCGCUUAAUAAAAAGGGCUCCUUUUUCUAUCAGUGCUUUCAGUUAUAUCUGUGAAAAUGAGGCUAUCCCUGUGCCACCACACUGGGAGAAUGUGAAUACUGAAGUACCAUAUCAGCUUAUUUCUCUGCACAAUCAAACACAUGAAUAUAAUGAAGUUGCCAGUCUCUUUGGGAAAACAAUGGAUCGUAACCGAAUUAAAAGAAUUCAGAGAAUUCAAAAUUUAGAUCUAUGGGAAUUCUUUUGCAGGAAAAAGGCUCAGCUCAAGAAAAAAAGAGGUGUCCCUCAGAUUAAUGAACAAAUGCUAUUUCAUGGUACCAGCAAUGAAUUUGUGGAAGCAAUUUGCAUUCAUAAUUUUGAUUGGAGAAUAAAUGGUAUACAUGGUGCUCUCUUUGGGAAAGGAACCUAUUUUGCUAGAGAUGCUGCUUACUCCAGUCGCUUCUGCAAAGAUGACAUAAAGCAUGGAAACACAUUCCAAAUUCAUGGUGUCAGCUUGCAACAGCGGCAUCUAUUUAGAACAUAUAAAUCUAUGUUUCUUGCUCGAGUGCUAAUUGGAGAUUACAUAAACGGAGACUCCAAAUACAUGCGACCUCCUUCCAAAGACGGGAGCUAUGUGAAUUUAUAUGACAGCUGUGUGGAUGAUACCUGGAAUCCAAAGAUCUUUGUGGUUUUUGAUGCCAACCAAAUCUAUCCUGAGUACUUGAUAGACUUUCAUUGAUUUCACUUCCAAAUCUCAGUGGUCAAGAAAUUUUGUUCUUUCUUGCAGGAAGAUUUGCUCUCCUGUCAUCUAGCCACUAAAUGUUAAAUAUCUGAUACUUUUGAAACAGAUAUGAAAAAAAAAAAGUGGCCUCCAUGUAAAAAGACAUACUGACUAUAAGGUUGGUUUUUUGUUGUGUUGUUUUUGUCUGUUACCCAUAGUCUUGUUAAAAAUUAAUACCAUUGCCAUUUUAACACACAGAAUGAGAGAUACCAUUCCAGAUUGAAUUAGCUGAGUCUCAGUUACCAUGGUCAUGCAAUCUUUAAAGUUUACAUAUGUGUGAUCAGGAUAAAUGAUUUUAGUACAGAUGGACUUAUUCAUCUAUGUUCAAAAAAUAAAAAUAUAAACAUAUAUGUCCCUGUAGAGGAACUGAUCCUUUAUAAAUUGAAUUUUGGUAUUACUGUUUAGCAAUUGACACGUUGGUUUUUUGGAAUUCUGAAGGGGAUAAUUAAAAUCCUGAAACAGUCUGGGCACUUUGAUAGAAAUAAGAAACAAAAUAUUAUCUGCAGUGUUAUCAGACAAGCCAGAAGGAGAAAACCAAGACAGUGCUCUGCUUCUAGUUACCUUAGGAUACACGCUGCAGUCUCUGACUUACUUAUGUUAUUUUCUUAUGUCUCCUGCACAUGAAUUGACAAUUGCUGCAGACCGUAAUCAACCUACAGUCCAUCCACCAGGGCUCUUGAGUUCUUGAACCAAGACUUGCUAUACAAGGUUUUUAGCACAUCUUCAAAGUGCAGCUUUUACUUAUUGUUUAAAACAUUUCUUUCCCCUUUGUGUUACAGUCCCUCCAGUGAUCACCUCUAAGAUGUUUUUAUCGACCCUACUACAACACACAUAGCUUUUCAACAGUGAUUCCUAAAAUUCACAUUUCUAACUGGUAUCUCUCCAUUUUGAAUGAUUGCAGAAGUGGGAUGCUUGGAAAAAAAUCUAGUUUAUCCUUUUGAAUAGCACUUGACAACCUCCUAACCCUCUUGAACAGUUAGAUACAAUUAAUGAUUGUUAUUUAAUGGUAGUUGGUUUACCUGUUCCAUCUAUUUUGCUGUUCUGUUGUAAGGAAGAAUAUGUAGUAUUGGAUCAGCUUCCUUCCUGUCUGUGUUCUAGCAGAAGCUAGACAACAACUUGGCAGGAUGUCUAGCAGUUCAAGUAUAGGAUGAGGAAUUGCCCAUGAUUGUUGAGAGUCUUUCCAACAUUGAUUUUUCCAUGAUUCUUCCUGAAAAGGAGAACAGCUGUGCCAAGCCUUUCCCGGAAAACCUUUUUCUAACUUCAUAAUACUGAAUUCUCUCUCCAUUAUCCUCACCCAGUGAGGCUAAGUGUUUCUGAACUCAACUUUUAGUAAGUAUCCAUUCCUGUAUUUUUCUCUCUAAUCAUUUUAAUUGGGGGGCAUCUAGAAAUAAUAAAAGUAGAAUAUAUGAUUAGGGAUGGUAAUUCUUUAAGUGCAAUAUAUCAGCAGAUUUUCAUUAGAGCCCAGAAUAUAUGUAAUUGUGCAGUGGUAAGAAAAUAAGUAGUGCACAGGAAAUUGUGUACAUAAUACUUUGAAACAAAGCAGCAACAAAGAUUUCCUGACUCAAAUAUGCACGUUUGCUGCUGGUUUAGAUGAAGUGCCGUGAAUAUAUAGAAAGAACCCAUUUUAAAAACAUGCAAAGAGCAUCAUGGAAGUCACUGGAGAUAAAGCCACUAAGCUGCCAUGGAGAGGUAGCCCACCAUGUCUCUAGACUAAUCCAGAAAAAGACAAUGUCAGAGAUAUUAGAAAUUCAGAUUUUCAAAAUCUUUCUAUUCUGUUUAUUUAUUUACUUAUAAAAAAUGUUGAAACAUUUUCAACAUGGCCAUCUCUCCUCUCCCCACCCAACUUAACAUGCAUACCUGUCUCUGCACUUGAAUAACUGCUGAAGUAUUGGGGAGUUAUUUUUCUUUUAGACAUGUGUAGAUCUUAUCUCGGGGUGACUAAGAGCCUAGAGUUAAGUAUUUUCAAGUAUACUUGUGCGAACUUUGAGCCUGCUUGGUUUAUGUGAGGUAAAGUAUAAUGUACACUGCAGCAACCAUUAUAAGAAAGUACUGUACUAUUCUCAUCAGAGAAUGUGCUGCCAACUCCCCUUUUAUUAAAAAAAACCCUGAUUUUGAUAUGUAUUUUAAAAUAUGAUAAAGUUCAUCGAAGUUAAAAUUUUAUUUCUUUGUUUUAGUCAAUAAGUGAAGAUGAAAGUCAUAUGAUUGGUAUAGAAAUCAGGCUGGACAUAUUUGUUUGCCAUCAUUUCCUCUGGUCAUUACAUAGUGUGGGUUAGGAGAGUAAGGAGAAGCUAUUCCAGGUUAAUGACAAAAGGUUUUUAAAACUCUUCAUUGGAUAAAUUCCAGCUAGUAGUGACUUUCCUGUUUUUCACUUUGGUGAUACCAGCCUCAGGGUACAAAUAAAUGUGUUUAUAUAAAAAAAAAUUCCAUGAAUCUUUUAGUUAAAAACAGGAAGGUUUUGUAUUAGUACAUCAUUUCAUUUCUGGACUGUUGAUAGUGAUGAUUUGGAACUAUUUUAAAUAUAUGGAUAUGUUGUUUUUACAUUUGGUGAUUAAAGCUUUCUGUAGUAGG
Marmota monax (woodchuck) is the source of this 4757-nucleotide messenger RNA. It is a transcript of the gene Parp11, whose product is annotated as poly(ADP-ribose) polymerase family member 11. The record is from RefSeq and is a predicted model, not a curated record. The transcript has 8 exons. Bases 1257 to 2147 code for a protein of 296 amino acids. Lineage: Eukaryota; Metazoa; Chordata; Mammalia; Rodentia; Sciuridae. Gene Ontology annotation, molecular function: NAD+ poly-ADP-ribosyltransferase activity.